ACUAUUGAAUGCUGGGAACUUUCCAUGUUGAAUACCAUACCAAACAAUAAACAAAAUUUUGCGAGGGCCAAGUUAUAACCGCUCGAUAUUUCAGCGGUUUGUUUAAAUGGACGAAGACGAUGUAGGGCUGUCAUCUAAGAAGAAGAGUAGCGCACGAAAAGGCAGGCGUGCUAGACCUGCUACUCCUCCCAAAGAUGAAGUUCCUAUGUCACCAGAUAUCAUGGAUGAUAGUGCUGAUCUGAAUGGAGGAGUCCCUCUUCAGGAGUCUGCUUCUCCCCCAAAGCCGUCACGCAGAAUGUCUGGUUGGGGUGAUGAUAUAGGACCUUCUAAACAACCAAAAGGAAGAAGGCAUGGAAUACAAGAAGAAUUUAUUGAAGAUGAGAGGUUACGACAGAGCUACAGUCCUGAAAGAGAAGAUUCAGAUAAUGAUAUACCAGUGAUUCCAGACCUGGAUGAUGUGCAGGAAGAAGAUAUCACCACACAAGUAGCACUUGCACCCAACAAAGUGAACAGAGUAGCAACAUACAGGGAACUAGACAAUGACCUUCUCAGACAUGCAGCAUUCCAGACUCUAGAUAAUGAGAUUGAUCUCAAAUUACUGACCAAAGUUUUAUCAGCAGAAUCUGAAGUCAUUGAGGAGGAUAAACCGUGGGACUGGGACCAAUUAUUCACAGAGGUUUCCUCAGAACUAAUCAAUGAGUGGGAAGCCAGUGAAGUCAAAGAUUCGGAUCCAACUGCUGCUUGACAGAGAACUAGAUGUUUAAUGACUUUGAUCUUUGAAUUAGUCCAGCGACUUGUGGAUAGUGAACAAGGGCAUUUUAAUCAAAGAAUCUGUUACUUUAACAGAAUUAUCUCUUGACAUUUGAAGUUCUUUUUUGUAACUUUUUUUACAACCUCAUAUAUGUAAAAAAGAUUGAAUCACGUCAUUAGUCAAGCAGUCCGUCCACUUCAGCUGAAAUUUAGCUGAAUUUCAUAUAUUGCUCUCUGAUUGGCAUUUCUUCAUUCUUCAUUCAAUCUCAAAAAAUUCUUCUGCCUGCAUUAACAAUAUCAUAAUUCAUAAUUUAUAAUUUUAUGAAACUUAUUUUAUUAAAAGUAUGUCACAUACUUGAUGUGGUCAAUCUUGUGACCAGGUAUAUUGUGUUACAGGUUCAUUCUUACAAUAAAGAAAUUAUAAAAACGUGUGAGUGUUGUUUGCAAGAUGAGUAUUUAUCACAAUUAUUGUCACUGAAAAAAUCCUGUUUAUUGUCCACUCUAUUUUUGUCUUGGAAGGACUUUAGAUAAAGAGAUAUAUAAUUUCUUUACUUUUUAUGUCUACAUAUCUUGCAAAUCUUCUUAUCUUCCCUAUCCAGACCUUUACAAACUCCUUAUAAAAAAGGUAAAACUCCUCAAAUAAAAGUACCAGAUGUCUUUGUUUCCAUCUGAAAAUUAAAGGAAAACAUAACCAAUCAUUAUAUUAUUAGAAUUACAGUACUGAGAUAAAAAUGUUAUGAAAAAUCAACCUGAGUGUAGGGAAAGGCUGAGCAAUGAUUGUCAGUAAAAAAAUUGCCUUAAAAAAA
This is a messenger RNA of Lingula anatina, 1556 nucleotides long. Its product is annotated as intraflagellar transport protein 43 homolog A. Lineage: Eukaryota; Metazoa; Brachiopoda; Lingulata; Lingulida; Lingulidae. Gene Ontology annotation, biological process: intraciliary retrograde transport. The record is from RefSeq and is a predicted model, not a curated record. Gene Ontology annotation, cellular component: intraciliary transport particle A; cilium.